AUGGUCUACAACUGGGAGCCUCACAAAGAUGUAUUGUACAAACUCUACAUCGAAGAGCGCAAGUCGCUCGAAGAGAUUAUGCAAUACAUGCGCGACACCACAGACUUCAACCCUUCCAAGCGUGCAUUCCAAACCCAGUUCCGGCGAUGGGGUUUCCCCUCAAAGCGCAAACCCGCCCAUCGCGAUGAAGAUCUAGUUGAACGCGUAAGACAACUCUGGGAAGCCAACUACAGCCAACGGAAUAUGCUUGCAGUUCUACAUGCCGAAGGUCAUGAUAUCAAAGAGCGGGAACUCAUGAGGCUACGUGCAAAACAUCGAUGGCUGAUGAGAAUUCCGAAUGGCGCGAAACAGACGCCCAUGGACGAGGAAGAGGCUUCUUUUGAAGCGCAGUUGCUCCGUGUGGCUCAAGAAGAGAACGCGCUCAACGAGCAAUCUCAAGCCAUGCCGAGUGUUCUUCCUGAAGAACCUCCCGAGGAAUUCGUUCAGAGACAGCGAGAGCGCCUCGAGCAACUCAAGGAGAUCAGUGAAGAGCGGCGAAAGAAGAAGAAGCGUCGUCGCCGAACCAAGGAAUAUGCUGGACUUCCCGCGGACCCCCCUGGCCCCCCGCGAUUUCCUUCCGAGACUACACUGGAGGAAAGCAGAGAAAUCCUGUCCUUGUCCACAAAACAAUACCGCGUGAUUCGUGACCAAUUUCAGGCGAUGUGCGAAGCCGAGGGAGUUUUGCAGAAAACUGUUGCAGGAGCCGACAAGUGGCAAGCCAUCAAGAACCGACUCAUUCACGAGAGUGACAUCUUGCAAGCCAGGUUCUACACCGACCCGACAGAUCCUACCGUGGCCAAGAAAAAGGAGCUUGCCUUGGAUGUCAUUUGCACUGAUGUCACGAAACGCAUACGGACGAUGGGCCGCCGUCUGACCAUCUUGGAAUCGAAGAAUGUCCUAGGCCUCAACCCUAAGCAAAGCCGACAGAUCCGCAGUGGCUUCUACGACAUUCUCAUGUCUGAGCACUACACCAGCAAGAUCGAGAUGGGUCCGGAGAAAUGGCAAGAACUCAAAGAUAGAUGGAUCGCCAAUACUCCUUUACUUCAGCACAUUCUUGCUCCAGGCGCGGAUGAUCCUUUGCAUGAAAAGAAGAAAGCUGCUCUCGAGCUCCUAUGUCGGGACGUCAUGAAGCGUGUUCGAGAUGACAGAGCCAAGAAGAAGGGUACAUUUAGACAAAAGCCAAUACCAGCCUCAGUCGAUCCUGAGUUGGAGGCGACCGACCAACCCACCGCAGACAACGCGUAUGCGCCUCUACAGCCAGUCAAUCCAUUCAGUGAAGUUGCGGCCGCCGCACAAAACACGGAUCUCUCGGUUCUGCAGAUCGAUCCCGACUUGCUUCAAGCUGCCGAAAGCAGCGUGGCCGCAGCGCCGGUGUCCGCCAUGAUUCCUGUCUACAUUCGACCACAUCCCAAGUCUACGUUGUACGGCAACACCAAGAUGUGGCUGGGAUCGUUGUCGGCUCGGACAGUACAAGAACUUCACGCGAUGCUUGCGGUCAAGUAUCCCAACACGAAACCUGCUCGCAUCGAGGGUAUUGAAAAGGACGCUUCUGGCAACGAAAUUCCUUACCAGAUUGACGAAGACGACGAAUUGGACGCAUAUCUUGAUCACGUUCAAGGCCGGAAGGCAACAUUCGUUGUCCUUCUCCAGAACGCAUGA
Messenger RNA from Exophiala spinifera, 1698 nucleotides. RefSeq lists its product as uncharacterized. The record is from RefSeq and is a predicted model, not a curated record. The transcript is spliced from 3 exons. Bases 1 to 1698 code for a protein of 565 amino acids. Lineage: Eukaryota; Fungi; Ascomycota; Eurotiomycetes; Chaetothyriales; Herpotrichiellaceae.